Messenger RNA from Drosophila teissieri, 1024 nucleotides. It is a transcript of the gene mip40, whose product is annotated as protein lin-37 homolog. The record is from RefSeq and is a predicted model, not a curated record. The transcript is spliced from 2 exons. Lineage: Eukaryota; Metazoa; Arthropoda; Insecta; Diptera; Drosophilidae. Gene Ontology annotation, cellular component: Myb complex; transcription repressor complex. Gene Ontology annotation, biological process: negative regulation of transcription by RNA polymerase II. Bases 27 to 830 code for a protein of 267 amino acids.
UUGUGAAGCGCCGCAAAUUUCUAGAAAUGAAGACCACGCCGAAGAAGAAGGAGAUGUCCCUGCGCCUUCGGGAGUCGCGUCGGGAGGAGCAGAAACCAGAGACGACCAACCAACCGCCGGACGACGAUGCAGAGUCGGAUUUGCCCAUUCGGGGCCGUCCCUCGAAGAAGCUGCUCCUCCAGCAGCAACAGCAGCGCCAGUUCCAAGUCAAGCUGGAGCCAGAUGUCAAGGCGGUUACUGCGGGCGUCAGCGGAAAGCCGUCGACAUCGUCGAGUGCAGCCGCCGCCGCCGCCGGAGGACGCAUCAAGGCCAGGAGAGUGCUCUACAAGAAGAAUGUUGGCGGAGCGGCAGCAGCCCAGAAGGCUCCCGGCGAGUCCUACGUGAUGCGCCUGUUUGAGCGUAGUUUGGACCUUUCCAAAUACCAGGAUGGGACUCCUUUGUACCCCAUAUGCCGCGCCUGGAUGGCGAAUCAACCCAGAAAUCCCGCUGUGGCCGCUUUUCAAACAGAUGGUUCUUUUACGGCCACCAAACGUGAGGACAACGGCGAGGAGAUCCUGUCCCAAUUGAAAAGCGGUGAGAUGAAGAUGCUCACGCAGCUGCCGCAGCCAAAGUCCACGGAUCUACCCAUAAUUCCGCCUCGUCUGGAGUUUAGCCAGGAGGAAAAGAAGCGGGAGAAGGCUAUGGAAGGGGCAAGUGCUUUCGAUCUGCUUUCCUCGAAUGUGAACCGCUGGAAGAAGGUGCGCGGACACUGGCUGAAGCAUAUCAAGAAAUACGAAAAGGAGCGCUAUGAAGUUAUUGACAAGAUUAUGAACGUGGUCUGCAAGAACUGAAGCUUAUCUAGGUGAUUUCGGAAGGGGUAUAAAGAAUGCAAAAUGACCUGGAUUAAUUGUAAAAAAAAAGGAUUAAAAAAAUCCUGUUACCACUGAAUUGAAUAUAUAUGCGAAUAAGAUGAUUUUACACUUUAUAUAUAAUAAAUAAAAUUAAACUUGUCAAAUAGACUAGUGCAAGUUUAUCAAGAAAACGA